GCUACUGCUGCUACUGCUGCUACUACUACUACUACUAAUACAUUAUUAAAAAGGCAUAAGCCUUAUGAGCCUGGUUUAGCUUCUUCAAUUGCAACAACAACAACAACAACAAACAAACAACAACAACAACCUCAACGACCCGCUCCUUUACCGCCUGCAGUUGCCUCAGCAGUUAUUGCAGCAUCUGUUGUUUGUUCACCUCAUUACUCUAAAAGUCAACAACCCUUAUUUCAAUCCGUUCCUGAGGCAGCACUUAAUCGACGUUCUGUUCGUCUUCGUCAUGUUCAAGUUCAAACAAACGAAUCACUAUCCUCUAAAGAAGAAGACAUGAAUAAUAAUAAUAAUAAAAAGGCGUGUCCACAUUGUCGACAAGUCAUCUAUAAUAACAAACCUUUCCCACCACAAAAGCGACUUUCAUCUCCACCCGUUCUUCCCUCGGGCCGUCUUCUUUCAGUAUCCAACAAGUCAAUAACAACAGAGAAUAAUAAUGACAUAUUAUUAGACAUGAUCAUGAAGUUAAAGGCACAGCUUGAUGAAGAGAAACAAUGUCGACUCAAGUUGGAAAAGGUGAUACAACAACAACAAAGGUCCUUUGAGAAAAGAGAAGUAUUAGCUAAAGAAAAGGAUAAAUGGGCUAAUGAUCGUCUUUGGUUAAAUGAUCGUAUUUCCUUUUUAUUACCUGAAUAAUGUAAUACAAAGCAAGCGCAUACUUUAUACAUGUAUAUGGUAUAUGCUUAUUAUUAUUAUUAUUAUUGUUGUACUAUUCUUUAUCUAUAAUAAAUAACUGGCUUAUUAUUUUGC
Cokeromyces recurvatus is the source of this 801-nucleotide messenger RNA. RefSeq lists its product as uncharacterized. The transcript has a single exon. The record is from RefSeq and is a predicted model, not a curated record. Lineage: Eukaryota; Fungi; Mucoromycota; Mucoromycetes; Mucorales; Mucoraceae. The annotation marks the transcript as partial.